GUGUGUCCUCUUAUAAGGACCACAAGCUCACUAGCCUGAGGUCUUGCUGUCCUCAUCUUGUACUCCAGUCCAUACCAUACUUACAGCAUUCAGGAUGUUGUCACAAGCCAUCUUUCUAGCCCUGGUAGGCCGCUCGCUCGCAGUGCCCUUCGUCUCCAGCCCGACGAUCACUUCUGUUCCUCCUGCUACAACAACCGCCCCUGUUGUCUCUGUCACAGACGUGACUUCGCACGGGGCCUUUAAUGGCACGCCAACAACAACAGGCGCACUAUCCACUAGUGCCCUGGCACCGUCCAUUGCGGCUUCAGGUCCCGCACCCAAUGCACUCAACUAUUCCGCGGACGGGAAACUCCACGCCCCUUUCCCAGCGCCGUACACACCAGCCGGUGGACGCGGCACCAACGGCACCGAGCCUGUGUACAAGCCAAUGAGUGACUUUGAUUACCAGUCCCUUGCUCUGGUCCUCUACCAGGAGUACAUUGAGCUUGACCUCUUCCACUGGGGAUUGGCGACGUUUUCCCAGCAAGAGUUCACCAACAAUGGUCUUACGGCCGAGGACCGCUACCUCCUGCAAUUCAUGGCUGAACAGGAGGUCGGCCAUGCUACUGCCGUGACCAACAUGCUUGGUGCCCAGGCCCCCGUUCAAUGCACCUACAACUACCCUGUCAGCAACCUGCGCGAAUACAUUGACUUCAACCAGAAGCUCACACGCUGGGGCGAGUCUGGUGUGUACGGCUUCCUGAACCACAUGGACUCAGGCGCCGCUGGCCAGAUUCUUUUGCAGAGCAUCACUACCGAGGCGCGCCAGCAGAUGAUCUUCCGCCAGUUCGAAGGCCUCUUCCCCAUGCCUGUGUGGUUCGAAGUUGGCAUUCCUCAGUCCUGGGCUUGGACGUUGCUUGCGCCCUACAUCUCAUCGUGCCCCGCCAACCAGACUCGCCUUGUGUGGCAGAACUUCCCGGCCCUGAAGAUCUUGAACCAGCCGAAUCCUGCCCGCAUCAACGGCUCCGCCGUCUUCAACGAGACCACCGGGGGCUAUGCCAACACCUUGAAUACAAGUUCCAUCAAGAGCGGCGAGUCGUGUGUCAAUGCCACCGGUGCUGGACUCGGUUGCAACCCAGCCAUCACCCAGAACCGGACCAAUCCAUUGAGCUACCCCGGACGUCAGGUCUUCCUGCAGUGGGAUCCGCCUGGCAAACCGAUCGGACCGAACAACAGCUAUGUCACCAACACCACCGCUGGCAACCCCAAGUUUGCCCUCUGGGUCAACCAGCUCAACGCGACCUACACGCCGCUUUACCAGGCUACGAACAACACUGCAUACACCUUCCAGCCUAACACCUCAGUGUUCGAGAGUGGGCCCAUGAUCAACGGGACUGUAUUCCUGGCUUUGACAGAUCUUGACUUGAACGUCACGCCCUACAACUUGAGCAUGGUCAAUCCCCACGUCAAUGCUUUGGCUAUCUAUCAGGCUGGUUAACAUUUUCUGCUUUUGCGUGUUUUUAAAAAUGAUGACGCCCAGUCACUGGGUCAAAAUUGGCGAGGAGUCGAAGUAAUGAGGCAGUUGAGAAGGAGUCAAUAUACGAUGUCAAUGAACACUCACGUUCCUAAGACAUGUGUGUUCCGUCCAACCGUGGAACAGCUACCUUAUAUCCAUAAUUGUGGUGAACAUUGAUCCACAGGAUGGUUGAGUCUGACAAUUUGUAAUACUGGCAUA
Messenger RNA from Emericellopsis atlantica, 1714 nucleotides. Its product is annotated as ferritin-like domain-containing protein. The record is from RefSeq and is a predicted model, not a curated record. NCBI's taxonomy places the organism in Eukaryota, Fungi, Ascomycota, Sordariomycetes, Hypocreales, Bionectriaceae. The transcript has a single exon. The coding region runs from base 95 to 1477 and encodes 460 amino acids.